UCUUUUUUUUUUCUUUUUUCUUGCUCAAAUUGAAUGCAUCGGUAUAUAUUAAUUAUAUUUUUAUUACUGGAAAUAUUACAGCAUACGUAUAUACGAGGACAAAUCUAUUAUUGCUUAACGAUAAUGUAAUUAAUAUGUAAUUUUUAAUUACAUAAAAGCAACGUGAAAAAAUUGUUUAUAAAGCAAUUUCUUUGUGUUCUAGCAGACUAGCAAUGUAAUACAAUGUAAAAUUAAAAAAUUAUUUAAAGAAAAAAAAAUGAAAAACCUUAUUUGUAUGUUUUUAUUAUGUCUUAUUUUUUUUUAAAUAAUUUAAUGAUUAUAUGCUUUUAUUUUAUAAGAAAAAUUUAAUUUAUUUUCCCACUUCUUUGCCAAAACCUAAAGCAUGUGAAAGAAGAAAAAUUGUAAGAUAGAGCAGAAAGAAUAACUAAAAGUAAGACUGAAAAUGAGUAUAAUUAGAUGCUAAAAAAGAAGAUAUAGGCAUUAUAUAAGAUUAAGGCAUUAUAUAAGAUUUAUAAAGUUAGAUUAUAAAGUUGGAGCAAUAUCCAAAAAAAUAGAUAAGAUAUAAAUGAAUUAUUUGGGUGGUACCACGCAAACAAUUAAAUAAAUAAAUUAUAUGAAUAAAUAAAUAACUUAGUGGGAAAACCCAGUCAUUCGAAGUAAGAAUUAUAAUAGUAAUUUAAGUAUAAGAUUUAAGUACAAAAGGCAUACUUAAAUAAAUAGAGGUAAAAUGUGUUAAAUAUUAAUACACACAUGCGCACAUACAUAAAGACCCAUGAAAUAAUAUAAAAAGUAAUAUUCAUUAGUCGAUCGUGAAUAUACAGUAUAAAUUAACAAACAAAAGUUAAUAUUAAUGUUAAAAUAACUAUUACUCUAAGCAGUUCUGAAAAUUUAAUGGAAUAAAAUGCUUAGGAAGGCGACAACUAAUCCUAAACGGAAGAUCAUUGAUAUUAUAAUAGAAUAUUAACAUAUGGAUUGAUAUGAUCGUGAUUAUAAGCAUUAUUAACAAGUUUGGCUAUGGCGUCAUCAGUGUACUCGAUAUUAAAAAUUUCGUGUUUUUCAAUGGUUUUUAUCUUAUCAAGAAUUAUUGUUAGAAAUUUGUGUUUUGAGUUCUUUGAAUCUUUUAAAAGUGAGUGUGUACGACUGGGGCGCCCAAACUGAGGCUGCGUAAAGUAAUGUGGGUUUAGUACACAUUUUGUAUAUUAAAAGUUUAAAUUUUUGAUAUACGGAGAAAGUACAGAUUGCAUUGUCAUCAGUGUAAACUGCUAAAUGUGCGUUAUCUGAUUUUGGGAUAUCAUUAAUAAAAAUGUUAAAUAAGCUGGGGCCUAGUAUUGAACCAUAAAAGUUCUUUGUUGAAGAUAAUUAUAAAUAAUUUUGAUAAGAUAUUCUGGAAGAUUGAUGUUUUUAAGUUUAAAAAUUAAACCAUGCCCCACACACACACACACAGAAUCAAACGCCUUUUUUAAAUCCAGUAAGAUCAUGACAGAAUGUUUAUUUUUGUUCAUUUCUAUUGAAAUAAACUCUAAGACUCGAAGCAGUUGCAAGAUGGAAUGAUACUUCUUAAAUCCAAAUUGUUUGUUAAUUAUUACAUUAUUUAUUAAUUUGGUUUGGACAUGGUGCUUUGUUGUUAGGUAAGCGUUUUAUAAUUUUAUAAAUAUUAGAGUGAUAGAGUUGAUAUUAACUUGAGGUAAGGAUUUAUCGAGAAUUUGUAUGUAGUUAUAUAUUGACCUCAUUUUUAUGGUGAGGGGAGGGAAUAGGAGCUAUGAUGCACUGAUUAAAAGUUGUCUGCAAGAGCUCUGGCUUUGUCUUUGGAGCUGUAAAUUAUAUUGCUAUCAUACAUUAUAAACAGUGGGGCAGUAGUUCGUUUACGUUGGAGCGUUUUCAUGGUAUGCCAAAUGUUGUAAUCUUUGCUGGUUUUUAUAUAUACUUAAUUUUUUAAUUUUAUUUUCCCAAAAUUGCAUUUUAAGAGAGCUGACUUUGUUUUUUAUUAUAUUAUUAAUGUUUCUGAAUAUUUUGUAUUUCCAAUAGCCCAUUCCAAUAAUUUUUUGAUACUUGCGUCUAUAACAAUUGCGCAACUUAUUAUAAUUGUAUAAUUUAGCUCGGUAUUAUUUGCAAUUUUAGUGUCAUAAAAUUUACGAAUUAGUUUUUUUUGGGAAAAAGAUUUUUUUAAAGAUUUAUGUAGAAAUUUUUGUAAUUCAAUAAUGUAGUUGUUAAUUUGAUCGCGGGAGUGAAGAUUAUAAGUGAUUUUUAUUAGUGUUGUCCUGAUAAUUAUUCUAAUUUGUUUUGAUUAAAUUUUUUUAAAAUAUAAUGUAUGUUAUCAAGCUCCAAAAAAACUGGAAAGUGAUUUGAUGAUAGAUCUUCAAUGGUAUAAUAAUUGUGUAUGAAGGGAAAAUUUUUGACUAGGAAAAAAUCUAUGUUAGAAGGAGUCUACCAGAAGCUUUAUAUGAAAUAAACUUGAAUGUAUUAAUGAAAUAUUAUUUUUAUUUAUAUAAUGUAAAAGUUUAAUUCUUCUCGCGUUAUUUGUGAAAUUGUUUCACUUUGUAUGUUUGACAUUAUAGUCUCUACCAAGUACGAUUGGAGAGCAAAUAUCUUUAAAAACAUCAUCCAACAAAUCUAUUGGAAAUUUAAUGGAUGGAGACAAAUAAAUAGCUCCGAUAGUUAAAUUAAUUUUAGCUGAAAUAUUAAUCAAUAAUACUUCUCUUUGGAAAAGAAGGCGUUGGUAAAAUAUUAUGUUCGAGUUCUUUAGCAAAAAUAGUCAUACAAAGGUCCACUCAAGCCACUUCUUAAAUUAUUUUUUAUAUGUUCUGUAUAUUUUAAUAUACAAUGUUUUGACGAUGUUUAUUUGACACAUAUUAACAUAAAUAUGAUGCAGAGAACUCGUGGGCGGAGCAUCUCUGCGCUUUUCCCUCCACUCCCUUCCUGUAAUUUUUCUUAACUCUAAACCAACCGAUUUUAAAUCGCUACUUAGCUACAAUUUCAAAUCGCAAACUCACGUGGUAUAGUACAAGCAUGGUCAUCAUUUCGCUCUGUAAGCAAGGGGGAGGUCUAUUAAGCUGUCUAAGCCAAAUCAGAAUGAAAAAAACAAUACAUGGAAAUUUUUUGCAAAUUAUUUGCUUUUUUUGUUGUUAAAAGUAAUUUUUUUGCUGCAACCAUAAAAAAAUACAAGCGGCUAGAUAGCUUAAUAUUAAGCAAUCCAGCUAUUUGAAAAAAUAGCAUAUCCAUACAUCACAGCAAAAAAAAAAUACAUCUCUAAUUUUUGCUACUUUUUUUUACUACUCUUGCGAUGAGUAAGAUGUGCAAAUAAUGAUAAAAAAAUUAACGAGACCGAAGCUACAAGAGUAAAACAUAUAUAAAAAUCCUUUAGCAAAAUUAGUUGCUCCCAUCACAAUUACAUCGUAUUGUCACUUAAUUUAUUUGCUCUCGAUAUGUGCUGGUCACAAAUUUUUUGCUUGCGAAAUAAGAUGUGCAAAUAAUGAUAAAAAAAUUAAUGAGGCCAAAACUAUGAGAGUAAAGUCCUUUAACAAAAUUAGUUGCUCCCAUCACAAUUACAUCGUAUUAUAUCAGUAUGACUGGUAUUAUUUUUUGAUUUGUAAUUUUGCUGGUGCCUUUUGCAAGACCAUCAAAUUCUUCCCAUUUUCUGUUUGGUCGCUGGCAUAUGGCAGUAUAGUGCCCAAUACCUUUGCGGGGAGUACUCAUGUAUCAUAUUACUGCACAUAAUUUUCUUUUUUCGUUUUUUUUAUUUGUUAUAUAUUUUGAUAACUCCUGUAACGUGUAUCAUUUUGUAGCGGAAAUAUUUAUGAGUACCAAGUUAAGUCUGUAAUAAACAUAUAUAAAAAUUUUAUUAUAUAAUAUUUAAACUUUUUAUCUUUAUAUUUUCCUGUAUACCUUAUUUUCAAAAAUUCUCUGAUUUUUGUCUGUGACAGAUGCUGCAUUUUUGUUUAUGUAAAAAUGCUUCUUCUAUUUCGUUUAAUUGAAUAUUUUCUUCCUUAAGUGAUUUUCUUUAAUAAAUAACGUCUGACAUUGAUAAUUUAAUAUAUCAUUGCAUUCGUUUUUGCAUUUAUUGAUGUAGUAUAGAAAACUAUUGCUAAUGAAUUUUAGUAAUAGUUCCUCUACGUUACUCGUAGUCAAUUACGCUCUGUUUCAAUUGCUCAUUGUAUGCAACAACUUUUAGAUAGCCAUUAUUUCACUUCUUUUUUUAUAGGCUUCAUUCGUGAUGCCACGCAGAUACAGAUAUUUACUUAUGCUUAUACAGAUUAUUAUUUUUCUACUAAUUUCACUUUGCAAAUGGUCAUUUGAUGCGUAAUCGUUUGGUGGUCGCAAAUUUCGUAAUUAAAACGUUUGGUGGUUAAUCUUGUCGUCGAAUAAAAUCCAUGCGUAUUGCGUUCUUGGAAUAUUGGUUCUAUCCAAAAUCGUUUUUUACUAUAAUUUUUCCGUUUUUGUAAUUUAUAAUAUACAUAUUGCAGCUAAAGUUGCUUUACGUUGUUUAUCUCUUUCAUAUAAUUUUAUAGUAUGUACACUCAUUAACCAAGUAUGGUAUUUAUUUCGGAAUGACAUAUUUAAUAUACACAUACACUAUAUGUAUACUACAAAUAUAUGAAUAAAAUUUCACGCUAUGCUCCUCUUCAUGAGUUUUUCACUAUCCAGCGUCAAUUUUGAUCACGUGAUCUGUCUGAAAAAGUACCUUUACAGGUUGUAAUGAGGAUGCCCGUGAGCCGAUGCCGUGAGCCGAUGCGUUGUGGUUAGCAUGAGUCUCGCGAUGGUGAUGUACCAGGGCUUGUAUUCCGUUCCUGCCCCCCGACAACUGUCGGUUCGGUAUGCUAACGACGUUUGUCGUUUGCACUAUCAACAAAGAUGAGUUGAGGCUAUUCCGAAAAUCUCUUAUACCGACAUUUAUCGUUGCAAGCGACAAUCUUCGCUACAGCUUGGUCGCUAAUAUACAGGCACAAUCAAAAGUUCAAAAAGAUAAUUUUCAGCCAAUAGUAUGAAGGUUUUAGGAGAAAGAUUAAACAUUCACGUCAAUUGUAGAAAAGAUGGAUUCGCAAGAUACGUAAGUUUAAAAAAUAUAUGAUAAUAUAAAUAUGCACCUUCAUAUAGUAACGGAUCGACGAAUUCUAUUCGGUAUAAUAAUAAUCAAAUAAUUAGAUACUUAAAAAUGUUUUUAACCUCUCUUUAAUGUCACAUUAUUUAUUUUAUCGUAACACAUUUCAUACAGCACAAAGUGUCUUAAGAUUGACAUAACUAUAUAUGUAACAUAUAUGUACUCUAUAAAUAAAUUUAUAUUAAUUUGCAUAUAUAUUAUGUUUAUUUUAGUACACAUUCAAAGAAGAAAAAUCGUUCAACGAGAACGACAGCUAUGCAAUAUGAAGAACUUGUAAGGUAUAUGGAAACGCAUUCUGAUUUUGCAUCAUGCAGAUAUGUAAGCAAAGAGGGAAAAGUUCAUCACGCCCAGCAGUGGGAAAAUGUUGCAGCAAUGCUGAAUGCAUUGUCGAAUGGCUCGGGAAAAACAGUGGCAGACUAUUUCAGACCAACCAUGUUCGGCAUUUUACAAUCUCAACAUUAGGAUAUGAAUAUUUGCGUUUGAAACAAAAUCGAUCACUGAUACAGACAUUAGAGAAUUACAAGCUACUCCAUAUUUGGGUACAACGACAGUCACGUUAUUCAAUAACUUCUAAAGAAGUUCUAACAAACAGCGCUUCGAGCAAAAGAGAAAUUUUACAUCAAAUCAUAAAUAGUAAUAAAGAGAAUGUGAUUCCCUUGUUAAAGGAUUAUUGUUACAGCUUCGGAUUUCAUUUCAACGAUUCCUUUUUUCUUUAUUUACAAAUAUUACUAAAAACCUGGAAUCCCACAAUAACCUGGAAUCCAACAAUAACCACUUCGAAUACAGGUGUAAAUAAAGAGCUACUUAUCUGUAAAAAUGAAGUUGAUGAAUUAAGGAAGAAAUGUAAUACAAUUGUUGCGCAAAUGGAAGAUAAAUCUAUGUUGAACCAAUGUAUCUCUACAUUAUGGGAACACAUCACGUUUUACUAUUAUGAAGUAUUCGUUAUAUUAAUGGAUCUCAUAGGAGAUAAAGAUAUAAAGAAGAGAAAUUAUCUCUACUUCUUGCAGAAUUAUACUCGAAGCGGGUUAUUUAUAAUUUUUGUUUACAAUGGUGUUACGUCCGGCGGGGGUUUUAGGGAGCGUAUGAGCGGAAUGAUAAAGAAAGCGAACGAAAACGAAUAUUAAUUUAACUCGUUUAUUUUAGGUAAAACUAAUCUCAUUCGGGCCGGGAUAACUGUAUCCGACCUUACUGGUCUGAUUUCAAUUAUUACGGGCCCUUGAUAGCCCGAUUGGAGAGGAGUGCCUUGAUUGAAGGGCACGAUCGUCGGCCGUAGAUGGUCCGGCGUUAGCGGCAGCCUCGUGGGGAGGCGGCGUUGGCGGUGUUGGCGCGCGAGCCGAAAAAAGCUUCCGAGGUGUCGGGAGAGGUGCCGCUGGCGCUCUGACUAGGCCCUGAGAGAGUGGAGGCAAGAAUACCCGCGGGUUGAACACUCCUCCGGACUCGUAUUCGGCCUGGAGCCGCUUCAAUUGAAUAUGGCGUCCGGCUCGCCGUGAUCUGCCCAUUCUGAACGCAGUAAUGCCAUCUUUAUAAUUAUCGUGCGUAAAACGCGUGGUUCGAUAUUGCCAAUAAAUGAAGAUGGGAUAGGGAUAUCUUUAUUUCGUGAAUAAUUUAACCGCUUGAUCGCCUUACAAUUAAGCUGGCACAAAAGAUUCGCACGGAAAUGCUCAGGCGAUCAGAGAGAGAAAGAGAGAGAGAGAGGGUCAGCGUCCGAUCCCUCUGAGGUAACGCGAAAAACGCGCUCUCGCAGGGGAAACCGGGGUGGCCGCGCUAUCGGGGAAGACGCGCGGACGUCGCGAGUCCUCCCGAUGCGCGAGCGAAUCUUACUCUCCUCCGUAGAACUCUUCACUAGGCGAAAAGGGGAAAGAAACCCCAAAAAAAUAAAUCGCUCAGAAUUAGAAAUAAUCACUCACUUUAUAUAUAGAAAAAAAAAAAAGGGAAACAGCGUUGAACUCUAGCAUCUUUACACACUUUUUCUUACACUCGCUCGCAAUCGGAUCUAUAUAAUAAUAAAAUAAAAAAAAGAAAAAAACGUAAGAAAUGGUUAGGUGCGGAAGUUGCCGCCUCGAUUCACACAGAUUGAGUAUGAAACUACAGAAAUAAUUAAAGAUCGAAAUUCACUAUUUUUAUUCUCACUCAAACGGCUAAGUCCGGAGUAUAAUCUUGCGGAAAUAAUCAAAAUCCGAAAUUCGCAAUUUGAUUUCACUCUCGAACGGCUAAAGGCGCUUUUUCAUGCUGCGAAUAAUUCGCUGCGAAUUGCGAAUUGCAAGCAGUUGCGAAUAGUUGCGAAUAGUUACGAAUUGACAAAUGUGAAAUCACGAAUAACACGUUAAGUGCAAACAACUAUAAGUAAAAUAAAAGUAAAUAAAUAUUGAACUAAUAAACAAUAGUUUAAAUAUAUUUUUAAAUAUUUAUAAGUAUAAUUAAUCUGUUUAACUAGGUACAGUCUCUUAAAUUAUGGAAAAUUUGAUUCAGGAAGAUUGGAUAACUAAUACCCAAAACAAUUUGUUAAAACAUACUGUAGAAGUAGUUUAUAAUUAUUUAUAUAAUGAAA
Monomorium pharaonis (pharaoh ant) is the source of this 7643-nucleotide messenger RNA. RefSeq lists its product as uncharacterized. The record is from RefSeq and is a predicted model, not a curated record. The coding region runs from base 5404 to 6219 and encodes 271 amino acids. The transcript has 5 exons. NCBI's taxonomy places the organism in Eukaryota, Metazoa, Arthropoda, Insecta, Hymenoptera, Formicidae.